This is a messenger RNA of Cyprinus carpio (common carp), 1231 nucleotides long. RefSeq names its product protein NLRC3-like. The transcript is spliced from 2 exons. The record is from RefSeq and is a predicted model, not a curated record. NCBI's taxonomy places the organism in Eukaryota, Metazoa, Chordata, Actinopteri, Cypriniformes, Cyprinidae. Bases 91 to 828 code for a protein of 245 amino acids.
AAGGAGGAAUACUUCAGGAAGAGAAUCAGUGAUCAGAGUCUGGCCAAUACAAUCAUCUCACACCUGAAGUCAUCAAGGAGCCUCUACAUCAUGUGCCACAUCCCAGUGUUCUGCUGGAUCUCAGCCGCUGUUCUGGAGAAGAUGUUGAGUCCAGCAGAGAGUGGACAGAUUCCCAAGACUCUCACUCAGAUGUACACACACUUCCUGAUCCUUCAGACCAACAUCAAACAUGAGAAGGACUAUGAGAAGAAGGUGACCGAUGAAGACAUGAUCCUCAAACUGGGGAAAGUGGCUUUUGAGCAGCUUGUGAAAGGAAACCUGAUCUUCUACGAGGAAGACCUGAGAGAGUGUGGCAUAGAUGUGAGAGAAGCAUCAGUGUACUCAGGAUUGUGCACUCAGAUCUUCAGAGAGGAGUUGGGCUUGUAUCAGGGGAAAGUCUUCUGCUUUGUUCAUCUGAGCAUUCAGGAACAUCUAGCAGCUCUAUAUGUGCAUCUCUCCUUUACAAACCACAACAGAAAUGUGUUUGAGCCAAUCACCAAACAGAAUUUACGGUCUAAAUUGAAGGACUUGUUUCAGCAUGUUUCAUUAUCUGAGUUGCAUCAGAGAGCUUUGAAAGAGGGUCUUCAGAGUAAAAAUGGACAUCUGGAUCUUUUCCUGCGGUUCCUUCUGGGUUUGUCAGUAAAGUCUCAUCAGAUUCUCCUCCAACGAAUAAUGAAGCUGAAAAGCAGCAGCUCUGACAGCAAUGAGAAAACAGUUGAGUACAUCAAGAAGAAGAUCAGGACCAUUGACUCUCCAGAAAUCCAUCAAUCUGUUCCACUGUCUGAAUGAACUGGGUGAUCGUUCACUAGUGGAGGAAAUACAACAGUAUCUGACAUCUGGAAGAAUAAAGGAAGCCAAACUCUCUUCAUCUCAGUGGUCAGCUUUAGUUUUUGUGUUGUUGACAUCAGAAGAUGAAUUGAAGGAGUUUCGUCUUGAUAAAUUUGUUAAAGGAAAGAAUAAUCCUGAAAAUAUGGAAGUUCUUCAGAAGUUGCUGCCUGUGAUUAAAGAAUCCAGAUCAGUUCAGUUGAGUGAUUGUGGCGUCACAGAUGAAGGUUGUGCUGCUCUGACUUCAGCUCUGAGAUCAAACCCCUCACACCUGAGACAACUGGAUCUGUCUCGGAAUAAACUAAGAGAUUCAGUGAAGCUGCUUUCUGAUGUACUACAGAAUCCUCACUGUAAACUGAAGAAACUG